AUGUCCACAUUCCAGGCCAGUAGCCUGCAACGGCGCCUGCCCCAGGGGAUCAUCAUUGGGGUGCGGAAGGGGGGCACACGGGCCCUGCUGGAGAUGCUGGCGCUGCACCCCCAGGUGGCCGCUGCCCCUGCUGAAGUGCACUUCUUCAACCGGGAGGAGAACUACCGCCGGGGACUGGGUUGGUACCGCCAGCAGAUGCCCUUCUCAGGCCCCGGCCAGCUCACCAUGGAGAAGACCCCAGGCUACUUCUCCUCCCCGCAGGCCCCUGAGCGCGUCCGCGCCAUGGACCCUGCCAUGCGGCUGCUGCUCAUUGUGCGGGACCCGGUGGAGCGGCUGGUGUCUGACUACACCCAGAUCCUGCACAACCGCCGGGCGCGGUGCAAGCCCUACCCGCCCCUGGAGAGACUCCUGCUGCGAGGGGACCGGGGCCUCGACAUCCGCUACAAGGCCAUCCAGCGCAGCCUCUAUGCCCUGCACCUAGCCCCCUGGCUGGCUGCUUUCCCCCUGGCCCACAUCCAUGUCGUGGACGGGGGCAGCCUGAUCCGCGAGCCCCUGCCUGAGCUGCGCCGUGUGGAGCAGUUCCUGGGCUUAGCACCCAGCCUGAAUCCUGACAAUUUCUACUUCAACCAGACCAAGGGCUUCUACUGCCUGCAGGCCGGGGCCCACCAGCACUGCCUGGACGACUCAAAGGGGCGGCCCCACCCACCCAUCGCUGAGCAGCUGCUGGAACAGCUCUGUACUUACUUCAGUGCCCACAAUGAGCACUUCUUCAGCCUGGUGGGGCGCACGUUCAACUGGUGCUGAGCUGGGUGAGCCCUGUGGGGACAGAGCCCCCCAGGCAGAUGCUGUGAAAUCAGGGGGAGAGGGGAAAUUGGUGGUAACAGACUGGGCAGCUCUCCCCAGCCCCCCUGUUCAAAGGACUUAGGUGCUCAGAGCAGGCUGUGAGGGGGCUCCUGCUGGGGCUGUAUCUCCUGGACAUGGGAGGGUAGAUGGGAAAGGGGGUGGGAGAAACCAAUCAGGGCAGGAGUGCAGGGCUCUCCCCACCCUGCAGGGACAAGGCAGAGGCCCACAGAUGCCCCAGAAGCACACUCCUAAAAGGGUCCAGAAAGAAACAUUUGCCCUGCAGAGCUGUGGGGUGAGGCAGGUGGGAUGAAGGGACAAGGGGCUUCUACAAUUCAGGGCAUCUGCCCUCCUCAGGCUGCCAGCUCUCCACCUGUCACCUCCGGGGGGGCA
Messenger RNA from Gopherus evgoodei (Goodes thornscrub tortoise), 1233 nucleotides. RefSeq names its product heparan sulfate glucosamine 3-O-sulfotransferase 1-like. The transcript has a single exon. NCBI's taxonomy places the organism in Eukaryota, Metazoa, Chordata, Testudines, Testudinidae. Gene Ontology annotation, molecular function: [heparan sulfate]-glucosamine 3-sulfotransferase activity. The coding region runs from base 1 to 804 and encodes 267 amino acids. The record is from RefSeq and is a predicted model, not a curated record.